AUGGCACAAAAUAUAUUUGUGGAUGGAGAAAGAAACCACACGUCUGUGACCUUCUUUGUUCUCUUGGGACUCACAGAGGACAAAGAGCUGCAGCUCAUUCUUUUCCCUGUUUUCUUGGUGACAUACAUGGUGACUCUCAUUUGGAACCUGGGCCUUAUCAUCUUAAUCAGACUGGAUCCCCAACUGCAAACACCUAUGUACUUUUUUCUCAGUUCCUUAUCUCUCAUGGACAUUUGCUAUUCUACAGCCAUCAACCCAAAGAUGCUUUCUGACUUCUUCAAAGAUAAGAAAACAAUUUCUUUCAUUGCUUGUGCCACCCAGUAUUUUGUUGGUGCUUCAAUGGCUCAGGGAGAGUGCUUCAUCUUGGCAGCUAUGGCCUAUGACAGAUAUGUAGCAAUUGGGAAACCAUUGCAGUACACAACCAUCAUGGCGCCUGGGCUUUGUUGGAGGUUGGUUGCGUAUGCUUAUGCCAGUGGUAUGCUUUGUAGUUUAGCUGAAACAGUUUCUACCUUUAAUCUUUACUACUGUGGGCCCAAUAUCAUUCCACAUUUCCUAUGUAACAUAUCUGAGGUUGUUGUUUUGGCUUGCUCUAAUCCUUUAGUCAGUGACAUGACUAUGUUUAUGGUAGCGAUUUUUGUUGGGUUUGGUUCUUUGCUGAUUAUAAUCUUAUCCUACAGUUUUAUUUCAGCCUCCAUCAUGAAAAUCGCUUCUGUCAAAGGUAGUUCCAAGGCCUUCAAUACCUGUGUCUCCCAUCUGAUAGCUGUGACACUUUACUAUGGAACAGCCCUCACUGUGUACUUGCAUCCUAAUUCCAGUCACUCUACAAAACAGAACAAGUUAAUGUCCUUGUUCUAUGUUCUCCUCAUCCCCAUGAUAAAUCCUGCAAUCUAUAGUCUGAGGAACAAAGAGAUCAAAGAGUCUCUCAAGGGGGUGAUAAAGAGGGCUGCACCUAUACUUCACUGA
This is a messenger RNA of Suncus etruscus (white-toothed pygmy shrew), 963 nucleotides long. Its product is annotated as olfactory receptor 5A1-like. Gene Ontology annotation, cellular component: membrane. The transcript has a single exon. Gene Ontology annotation, biological process: sensory perception of smell; G protein-coupled receptor signaling pathway. Gene Ontology annotation, molecular function: olfactory receptor activity; G protein-coupled receptor activity; odorant binding. The record is from RefSeq and is a predicted model, not a curated record. The coding region runs from base 1 to 963 and encodes 320 amino acids. Lineage: Eukaryota; Metazoa; Chordata; Mammalia; Eulipotyphla; Soricidae.